Molecule: messenger RNA, 2754 nt
Organism: Neodiprion fabricii
Lineage: Eukaryota; Metazoa; Arthropoda; Insecta; Hymenoptera; Diprionidae
Product: adenosine 3'-phospho 5'-phosphosulfate transporter 1
Exons: 9
Coding region: 444-1787 (447 amino acids)
Biological process (GO): transmembrane transport
Cellular component (GO): Golgi membrane; endoplasmic reticulum membrane
Molecular function (GO): 3'-phosphoadenosine 5'-phosphosulfate transmembrane transporter activity
Source: RefSeq, a predicted model, not a curated record
GUAUUACCAUAUUUCAUUGUGCCCAGUUCGCACUGAUCUCUCUUUACCUAUAUAAGAGAUCAGUGAUUUUCUCACGUUAGGGCCAGUCACUGUCACGUAAAUUGUAUACCAAUAAUCGAAGUCUCAUUUUGUUUCGGAACAAAAAUAGGUAGCCGGAAGUGCGUAGCAUAUAUGAAUAUCGUUACACUUGUGGUUGACUGAAAACUAUACUCCGUCAACGCACUUUUGUACAUACGGGUUUGAUAGUCGAGCCGAAAGUGUUUCUUAUUGACUCAGAUGUGUUGGAGAAGUGUUGCUAUAUCCAAUUGCGAGGUCAAGCUAGCCAGAUGAGCCUUACACACAAAUCAUUAACCGUCUACAGGUUAUGAGGUACAUUCGCCUGUCAGUCAACGGCUGAUGUGAAGAAUUUACGGAUAAACGUCAUCGCAUACGUUACUUAAACGAUGGGAACCUAUGCAGGAGAAUUAAUAAUAUGCAUUUUGAUAAUACUAUCAGUAAGUACAAUAUAUGGGAUUAAUAAGCUGCUAAAAUCGUUGGUUGAGAAUGGCAGCAAUGUUACGCUUGAAUCUAUUACAAAAGAGUACAGCUGGAUUGUGAGACUAUGUAUGAAUUCAUUAGGCUACGCUACCAUAUUAUUACCUGGUUAUUUGGUAUAUAAAUAUGUCUGCUGCAGUAAAUAUCUGCAACGAAGUGGAAAAGGAUUUAUACACAGGGUGGUCUACACUUGCAUGAUUGGGCAUGGAGAAAAAGGUAUACUCGAUUCCCCUAGUUUUGUGGGAAUAAAUAAUGCCCAACACAGCCUGCGCACAUUUCGGCAGGAUGCAUUGUUGCUCGUCUAUUGUUUCUCAGGCUUACAAUUCAGUUACUUGACAUGGGGUUAUUUACAAGAAAAAGUUAUGACACAGGAGUAUGUUGAUACAGACGGAAAUAAAAGCCGUUACAGAGAUUCCCAAUUUCUAGUUUUUGUCAAUAGGAUACUUGCGUUUCUAAUGUCUGGACUGUACUUGCUUAUCCAGCGGCAGCCUCGCCAUACAACGCCAUUAUAUAAAUACACAUUCUGCUCAUUGUCAAACAUUUUGAGUAGCUGGUGUCAAUAUGAAGCUCUCAUGUAUGUCAGCUUCCCAACGCAGGUGUUGGCUAAGGCUUGUAAAAUAAUUCCUGUUAUGAUUAUGGGAAAAAUAGUAUCUCGUUCCAAGUAUGAGUACUACGAAUAUGUUACAGCGGUACUGAUAUCAAUUGGGAUGACAUUUUUUAUGCUGGAUAGUAGUGAAAACAAAGCUGGAGGAGCUACUACAGUCUCCGGAGUUGUUUUAUUAGGAGGGUACAUGAUGCUAGACAGUUUUACUAGUAACUGGCAGAAUGCACUUUUUACUGAAUAUAGUGUGACAAGUGUCCAAAUGAUGUGUGGUGUGAACAUGUUUUCCUGUCUCUUGACUGCGAUGUCUCUCUUCCAGCAAUCAAGUUUUGCUAAUUCCUUAGCGUUCAUGGUUAAGUAUCCUGCAUUUAUCACGGAUUGUUUAUUGAUCUCAGUGUGUUCAGCCACUGGACAACUGUAUAUUUUCUAUACCAUUUCUAAUUUUGGAGCUGUUACAUUUGUUAUCAUCAUGACAAUUCGUCAGGGCCUAGCGAUAUUAUUAUCGUGUUUGAUAUACCAACACAAAAUUACAAUCCUUGGUGUAUUCGGUGUACUACUGGUAUUUGGUUCUGUGUUCCUACGUAUAUAUUGCAGUCAUCGAACUCGAGCUAUUAGGAAGCUUAAAAUUCAGACAGCAAGUAUCAACACUUAAAUCAAGGAACAUUUUCAGAGGAAAUGACGAAUUUCAAACUUGUCAACUUUUACUGAUACAUGAUAAUUAUUCGAUAUUGUGGGAAUUUGAUGCAAGAAAUAUUCUCUUGAGUUGGCUGAUUAUCAUUCAUGAGCUUUUAUGAUGUGAAUUUGUAGAAUAUACCAAAUAAUAUUUUUUUAUAAAUAUUGUAAUGAUUAAAUAGAAUAGUGUGACUAUGGUACUUGAUAAUAUUCUUUGGGGAGUCAAUGAAAUGUAAAAUAAUUUUGUUUUGCUUGAAAAAUUAUUUUUCACAUAUUUUCUAAUGAAACUUUGUAAAUUGUAAAUCGUACCUUAAAGGUUUAAUUAGCAAAAGUAGGUAAACCUGAAAAAUUGUACUGAGGCAAUACUGAAGGUACCAAAGAAAUUUUACACAAUAGUUUUCCUCAAAUGUAGAUUUGAUCAUCAUGAAAAAGUAAUUUUCUUCUAAUCGUAUCAUAGUUUCAACUGUUGACAAACGUUAAUGUUACAAAUAAGAGCUAAGCCAAAGAUUAAUGAAAAGUCUUUCAGAGUCUUUAUAUUUGUACGAGUAAGAAACGAUAAUUUCUAUUCCAAUGAUAAACUGAAAUCAGCCUCAAUUCAGUCACCAUAAAGAUAAUCUUGUUGUUUUUUUUUAAUUCAAAGAGCAAAUAAUCGUCUAGCACUGUUAAUUACUCUUGCUUAACUUGUAGUAUGACAUCUAUAUCUAAUGAGAAAAAGUUUAGUGACGGAAGGCAGCUUUAUUGCUAAAUUGCAGUGAUAACAACAGAUAAUUCAUAUUUUGUCUAGACAUGCCGUAGUUAUAUAUACUGAUAACAGAGAGAAUUUAUUUUUUAUUGAUUAUUACUCAAACUGGUGACAAAAACGUAAAAUGCCAAUACAUGUAAGAUAACGAUUCACUGUAAUAUCUACAUAGUGGGGGUGUGUUGAAAUAAAACCAGGUCGAAAUUUU